AAUGCAAAAUUACAAAUAGUACAUUUUCAUCUUUUUCUCCUCUCUUCCACUCAAUCAAUCUCACAAUGUCCACCUCACAAUUCCCUUUAAAAAGAGCUACUACUACCCCUUAAAAAAACCCACCAAGCUCCUGCAUUAUAUUAGUUGUUUAGCUAGUAGCUAUAGUAUAGCUAUGGCUUCCAAGAACCUCUCUACCUGCAUUUUGGUCUUCUCUCUCCUUUUCUUCUCAGCAUUCUCUAAUGGUUGUGUUCCUUGCAAGCCCAAGCCUCCCCCUUAUGCUCCAACUUGCCCUAGAGAUGCACUGAAGCUAGGGGUUUGCGCAGACCUGCUUGGACUUGUUAACAUUGUAGUUGGAAGCCCUCCUUCAGGAAGCAAGUGCUGUGCUCUACUUGAAGGUUUGGCUGACCUUGAAGCUGCCUUGUGUUUAUGCACCGUCAUUAAAGCUAGUGUGCUUGGAAUCAACUUGAACGUGCCAAUUACUCUUAGCUUGCUUCUUAGUGCAUGUGCCAAAUCAAUUCCCCCAGGCUUCCAAUGUGCAUAAGAAUAAUAAAUAAGAGAUCUGGCCAUUAAUUUUAUGCUUUGUGCUUAAAACUCUUAUGGUUGUUAAUGUAGAUUCUGAAAGCUUUCUUUUUGGGCUGCCCUAGAGAAUGUCCUGUUUGUAUUUUUUUUACUCCUUUUCUAAUUGAUGUGUGAUUAGCAA
Hevea brasiliensis (rubber tree) is the source of this 700-nucleotide messenger RNA. Its product is annotated as 14 kDa proline-rich protein DC2.15. Lineage: Eukaryota; Viridiplantae; Streptophyta; Magnoliopsida; Malpighiales; Euphorbiaceae. The record is from RefSeq and is a predicted model, not a curated record. The transcript has a single exon. The coding region runs from base 173 to 541 and encodes 122 amino acids.